UCCAGGGGUCCCCACCAUUUCCUCUUCCCUCCUCCGCCUGUCUCGCCGUCACACGACGCCGCCUCCCCUUUCCCAUGGACACCCCAACUUCCGCCUCCGCCUCGCCGGCUGCCGCUUCCGGCCCCAACCCCGACCCCGACUCGGCGCUUGUCUCGACCGUGGCGGACGCGUUGGUAUCUGCCUCCCGCCAGUCCGCACCGCCGCCCAUCCCUGAACUCCUGGCCCCGUACCUCCCGCGCCUCACCACCUCGCACCACCCGCGCGUGCUCUCCCUCGCCGCCUCCCACCCGUCGCUCGCGUCGCCGCACCCGCUCCUCGCCUACCGCAGCCUCGUCGCGCCGCCCUCCUGCCUCCCCUCCCUGCUCCCGCUCCUUCCCGUGCUCCCCUGCCGCCACCUCCUCCCGCUCCUCCUGGCCUUCGUCCCGCUCGACCCGCUGCGCCACCUCCACCGCCACCUCCUCGCGCACCUUCCCUCGAGCGCACUCGCCGACGCCGCGCUCUCCGCGUACGCCCGCCUCCGCCUCCCGCACCUCGCCGCGCAGCUUCUCCACUCCCUCCGCCGGCGCGGCCGCGUCCGCCCGUCACUCCAGGCCGCCAACGCCGUCCUCUCCGCACUGGCGCGCAGCCCCUCAACCUCGCCGCAGGCCUCCCUGGAUGCCUUCCGCUCCCUCAUCGCGCUGCGGCUUCACCCCAACCACUACACCUUCAACCUCCUAGUCCACACCCACUGCUCCAAGGGCACCCUCGUCGAUGCCCUCGCCACGCUCUCCACCAUGCAGGGGUUCGGCCUCUCCCCCGACGCCGUCACCUACAACACCCUCCUGAACGCGCACUGCCGGAAGGGAAUGCUCGGCGAGGCGCGGGCGCUGUUGGCCAGGAUGAAGAGGGAGGGGAUCGCGCCCACCAGGGCGACGUAUAAUACCCUUGUCUCAGCGUACGCAAGGCUCGGGUGGAUUAAGCAGGCGACAAAGGUCUUGGAGGCCAUGACGGCGUUCGGUUUCGAGCCUGACCUGUGGACGUACAAUGUACUCGCCGCAGGGCUGUGCCAGGCAGGGAAGUUGGACGAGGCAUUUAGACUGAAGAAUGAGAUGGAGCGGCUUGGCGUAGUGCCACCUGAUGUAGUGACCUACAAUACACUUGUUGAUGCAUGCUUCAAGCAGCGGUGCUCGUCAGAUGCAUUGAAGCUGCUUGAGGAAAUGCGUGACAAGGGGGUGAAGGCAAGUUUAGUCACACAUAACAUUGUUGUGAAGGGGCUCUGCAGGGAGGGGGAAUUGGAAGAGGCGUUAGGGUGUCUGAACAUAAUGGCAGAAGAGGGGUUGGCACCAGACGUGAUCACGUACAAUACAUUGAUCGAUGCAUACUGCAAAGCCGGCAAUGUUGCCAAAGCAUUCGUGUUGAUGGAUGAGAUGGUGGGAAGGGGACUCAAAAUGGACACUUUCACUCUAAACACUCUGCUGUAUAACCUGUGCAAGGAGAAGCGAUAUGAAGAGGCCGAGGAGCUCUUGUGUUCACCACCACAGCGGGGUUUUGUACCUGAUGAAGUCAGCUAUGGUACAGUGAUGGCAUCCUACUUCAAGGAGUACAAUCCAGAGCCUGCUCUGCGUCUGUGGGAUGAGAUGAUUGGGAGGAAGUUAACACCGAGCACUUCUACUUACAACACAUUGAUCAAAGGGCUUUCUAGGAUGGGGAAGUUGAAAGAGGCAAUUGAUAAGUUGAAUGAGCUCAUGGAGAAGGGGUUGGUACCAGAUGACACCACAUACAAUAUCAUCAUUCAUGCGUACUGUAAGGAAGGGGACUUGGAAAAUGCUUUCCAGUUCCACAAUAAGAUGGUGGAGAAUUCCUUUAAGCCGGAUGUUGUGACCUGCAACACUUUGAUGAAUGGUCUGUGUCUUUAUGGCAAGCUUGACAAAGCAUUAAAGCUUUUUGAGUCUUGGGUAGAGAAAGGGAAGAAGGUUGACGUUAUCACGUAUAACACCCUAAUUCAAGCUAUGUGCAAAAAUGGCGAUGUCGAUACUGCUUUGCAUUUCUUUGCUGAUAUGGAGGUCAGGGGAUUGCAACCUGAUGCAUUUACUUAUAAUGUCGUGUUAUCUGCACUAUCUGAAGCAGGGAGAUCAGAAGAAGCCCAGAAUAUGCUGCAUAAGUUAGCUGAGAGCGGAAAAUUAUCUGAAAAUUUUUCUUCUCCUCUGAUGAAGCCUUCCGUGGAGGAAACAGAGACGGGGAGGAUCCUUGAGGGUAAAUCUGAUGCUGAAUCUGGUGAAAAUGCAGCAGGCAACGCUUCGGAGGACUACGAGAAACGCCUAAAUGAUCUCUGCACUGGUGGGCAAUUGAAAGAAGCUAAGAGCAUUUUGGAUGAGAUGAUGCAAAAGGGCAUGUCUGCUGACAGUUCAACUUAUAUCACUUUGAUGGAAGGGCUUAUCAAAAGACAGAAAAGGCUAACACAUGCAGCUGGAUAGUACACAGUAUUUAUGUUACAUUGUCCAUGCCUUUGCAAUAACUCUCUCAAUCUUGUCGUGCUUGACAGCUUGGAGGACAUGAUGACUAUAAAAAGACUAGAAAGAAAAGAGGCUCUCCCAUUCGCACCUGAUACGUCAAGGGCAAUUUGUCGGCAACAUAGGGACCCUUUUUCGGAAUCAGCAAGGGUGAUGCCAGCUUUUCCGACAAGGGAAAAGAAAGAUCAUACCAAAUAGCUCCAGUUGGUGCAAAUAGGACUUCUAGUAUGGAUCUGUGACCAGUGUGAUUUCGGGCCAUGGAGCUGCAUGUUAAUUGAAAUGUGGAGAAUGCUUUUAGAGAAGCUUGGUGGCAGGCAGGCAAUGGUCUUAAUGCUGGCAUCACUCAUUUUGGUUAGCUCUCCAUCUGGGACUCCAACAUGUGCCGUCUACAAAUUUGAUAUCACUUGAUGUAUAUAACAUUGCUUCUUGUAAUACUGCUUUAGGGCCCAUAGGGUACUGAUUCCUUGCAAUUAAGAAGUGAGUUGAAAUUUAAACUUCUUUUGUUGUGUU
Molecule: messenger RNA, 2999 nt
Organism: Phragmites australis (common reed)
Lineage: Eukaryota; Viridiplantae; Streptophyta; Magnoliopsida; Poales; Poaceae
Product: pentatricopeptide repeat-containing protein At2g16880-like
Exons: 4
Coding region: 75-2453 (792 amino acids)
Molecular function (GO): protein binding
Source: RefSeq, a predicted model, not a curated record